Messenger RNA from Neolamprologus brichardi, 1648 nucleotides. It is a transcript of the gene ddx19a, whose product is annotated as DEAD-box helicase 19a. The record is from RefSeq and is a predicted model, not a curated record. Gene Ontology annotation, molecular function: nucleic acid binding; RNA helicase activity; ATP binding. NCBI's taxonomy places the organism in Eukaryota, Metazoa, Chordata, Actinopteri, Cichliformes, Cichlidae.
ACACGCGUGGUCCAGCAGCAGGUUGCGGUUGGUUCAGGUCGGGACAGCGGCGCGCUCACGCACAUCGCUCAUGCUGACAUCAAACUUUUGCACAAAAAGAAAAAAGGUUGCUCGUCUCGAAAAAAAACUACACAAAAACUGCCUGAAAAUGUCCCAAAACUCUUGGGCAGCUGCAGUGGAUGUUCAGGAGGCUACAUCCUCACAGCUUGACUUUUCCAAAAAAGUCAGUGGAGUUCGUGGUCCACGCAACAUGAUAGGAGACAUAAACGGGAAUAUCAUGCCCGUGAAGGCCGGAAAUGGAGGCUGGGGAGAGGAGCGAGUCAACCUGGCCGAGCAGUCUCUGCUGAACAAACUAAUCCGCCGCUCACUGGUGAGGAACAGAAACCAGGUGGAGGUCCUGCAGGCGGACCCCAACUCUCCACUGUACUCGGUGAAGACCUUUGAGGAGCUGAGACUGAAGCCUGAGUUGCUGAAGGGGGUGUACAAUAUGGGCUUUAACAGACCAUCAAGGAUCCAGGAAAACGCUUUGCCUAUGAUGUUGGCACAGCCACCUCAGAAUCUGAUUGCACAGUCGCAGUCUGGCACAGGUAAAACUGCUGCAUUUUCUCUGGCCAUGCUCAGCCAUGUAAACCCUGACAAUAAGUGGACUCAGUGCCUUUGCAUCGCACCGACGUACGAGCUCGCAUUGCAGACUGGUCAAGUCAUUGAGCAAAUGGGGAAAUUUUGUCCAGAUGUGAAGCUGGCAUAUGCCAUUCGGGGAAAUAGAAUGGAGCGAGGAGCCAAGUUGCAACAGCAGAUUGUCAUUGGUACACCGGGCACAGUCCACGACUGGUGUACCAAGUACAAGCUCAUUGACCCCAAAAAGAUCACUAUGUUUGUGCUGGAUGAGGCUGAUGUGAUGAUCGCCACCCAGGGCCACCGGGACCAGAGCAUUCGAAUCCACAGACAGCUGCCGAUGAACUGUCAGAUGCUCUUUUUCUCUGCAACAUUUGAGGACUCUGUGUGGAGGUUUGCAGAGCAAAUUGUUCCUGAACCUAAUAUAAUCCGGCUAAAGCGUGAGGAGGAGACUCUGGAUACCAUCAAACAGUUCUAUGUUAACUGCAAAGAGAAGGAGGACAAGUUCACGGCACUGUGCAAUCUAUACGGGGCCCUUACCAUUGCACAGGCCAUGAUCUUUUGCAAGACCCGAAAGAUGGCUGCCUGGCUGGCAGAAAGUCUGACCAAAGAGGGCCAUCAGGUGGCAUUGCUAAGUGGUGAAAUGACAGUGGAGCAGCGAGCUGCUGUCAUUGAACGCUUCAGGAGCGGCAAAGAGAAAGUGCUUGUGACCACGAAUGUGUGCUCAAGAGGUAUUGAUGUGGAACAGGUGUCUUUGGUGGUGAACUUCGAACUCCCAGUUGAUCUGGACGGGAAUGCUGACAAUGACACAUACCUUCACCGCAUUGGCCGUACCGGCCGUUUUGGCCGUCGUGGAUUUGCCGUUAAUAUGGUGGACAGCCAGCACAGCAUGGAUAUUAUAAAACAGAUUGAGAUGCAUUUCAACAGGAAAAUCAUCAAACUUGACACCUCCAAUCUGGAGGAAAUGGAGAACCUGAUAAGCUGAAGUUGCAACAACCAGACAUGUUGCCUAAAAUGUUAAUGACCCCCCCUU